UGCUCUACGUGAAUGAAUCUCCUUUUAUAGUCUUCUCAAAUAAUUCAGGAAGAGAAAAAUAGUUUUGUUUUGUUUGGGAGAAGACAAAUACUUAAAAGGACAAAAAAAAUUUGGUUUAGUUCAAUCAUUCAUGGAUUAAAAGCCCUUUUGGUAUUGGAUUCUGUGUUGCUUGGUCGAGUAAGAAGAUUCUGUCUUUUUCUUUCCUUUUUUGGUUGUGAGGAGAUUCCAUAAUCCAUUUACUCACUGUCGGCAUUCUUAGACAAUCGGUGAGUUAUGUUUAUGUAUCUCCUCAGAGAGUUUAGCUGAUUGUUUUUUUGUUCUUUAAGAUUUGUGGAGGGAAGAGAAAUGAACACUAACUAAUUGUCCGUUUGAUCUGUUAUUGAUUUUUUUUUUUUAGCUCAGCUUAAAGUCAUUAAAUUUGCUGAUUAUGUUCGUUUAUUGUCUCUUGUUGAUGUGGUAUUGGUUCACUAAUGUUCUGUUUAUUCAAAAAAUUUUCAAGCAAAAGGUCUGAUUUUUUUUUUUCAUGGAGGAUAAGAAAGUAUAACUCAAGAUUUUGAUUCAGCUUAAAGUGCUGUUUCUCUUCAAUUGGUUGGCUCUAUGUUCUGUUUAUUUUUUUUCUCUUGAAAAUUUUAAAGCAAAAGGUAUGAUUUUUUUUCAUGGACGAUAAGAAAGUUCAAUCUUAUGAUUGUGACUUUGUUAUGAUCCAAGAAUCGUUUCUAUUCACUGGUCAAAGCUAUUUCAUUUUAGAUUUAGUUCUCUGUAAGAUUCUAAUUUCUUGACGUGUCAAUUUUGAUAAGGGGUUGAUUGAUUGAAUGAUAAAAUGUGUUCAUAGUGACUCUAAUCCUUUGAUUGUCUCUGUGGUUUACCAAAAGCCAUUUUGCCUUUUUCCUUUCUUUCUUUUCCCAAAUGGGACGUUUCCCAGUUGCUUGCAUUUGAUUCCAAUAUCUUAUUUUGUGGUCCACUAUUUUGAUUUUGAUGCAUCUGUCAUGUCCAUGAUAGCUUCCUGGCUGAAACAAGUUUUGUUUUGGGAACCGAUGAACAACCCUGUACCUUGUCAAGUGUUUCCUCUAGCUUCCGGUGGCACUUCUUCUGGAUACUGCAAUGGCACGUACGUUUCAUCACAUGAAAGAAGCUCCUCACAGACCAGACAAUCCGUGGAAACACAACCCUUGCCGGUGACUAAUCAACCUCAAGGGCAGAGAGAUAUGAGCUGGCCUGAAGACCAGCUCCAAGGGUUCUUUGACUUUCCUCCACAAGCAGAGAGCAGCAGAGCGAAAAGCGAAUGGCCAGACUGGGCCAAUCAGAUGAUCUCUGUCGAUGAUGGUCUGGAACCUAACUGGUCGGAGCUUCUAGGUGAUCCUAAUGUCCUCAACCAAGAUUCAAAGAUACCAACACCGUCUUGUGAUAUAGCUAGGCAAGAGAUAGUAGUCAGUACUCAGCAUCAGGUGGAUCCUUCGAGUGCCAAAAGCCCACAAGCUAGUUCAAUGACAUCUAAGCAACGAAUGCGUUGGACACCUGAACUCCAUGAAGCAUUUGUUGAUGCUAUCAAUCAGCUCGGUGGUAGUGAACGAGCCACACCUAAGGCUGUAUUGAAGCUCAUCAAUAGCCCAGGGCUGACCAUAUACCAUGUCAAAAGCCAUUUGCAGAAAUACAGAACGGCUAGGUAUAAACCGGAGAUUUCAGUAGAUACAGAAAAACCUCCACUGAAGACUUUGAAGACCAUUGAAGAUAUCAAGUCUCUUGACUUGAAGACGAGCAUUGAAAUCACUGAAGCUCUACGGUUACAAAUGGAAGUUCAGAAAAAACUCCAUGAGCAACUUGAGGUCCAAAGAACGUUACAGUUACAAAUUGAGGAACAAGGUCGGUAUCUCCAGAUGAUGAUUGAGAAACAACAACAGAAGAUGCAAGAGAAGAAAAUAGGCUCUUCUUCUGGCACAUCAACAAUGCCAGAAGCUGACACUUCUUCAGCUCCAUCACCAGACCUUUCACAAGUGUCAAUAACUGAGAGACUGCAGAGUGGUUCUGGCACAUUGGAUCAGAGCGGGUCUCCCUCUUUGGCUACUAAGAAACGAGUUAGAGAAGAUUAAAGACAUAUCCUGACUUUCAGAAGUUGGAAGUGAUGACACUGACCUAGUGACUUGUGUUUAAAGUUUUUUUUUUUGUAUAGAAGACAUGCUUCUCUUGGAACUAAAGUUAGGUUUUGUAAUUGUAUUUACAAAACGUGUU
Molecule: messenger RNA, 2226 nt
Organism: Brassica oleracea var. oleracea
Lineage: Eukaryota; Viridiplantae; Streptophyta; Magnoliopsida; Brassicales; Brassicaceae
Product: protein PHR1-LIKE 1
Exons: 8
Coding region: 813-2087 (424 amino acids)
Molecular function (GO): DNA binding; DNA-binding transcription factor activity
Source: RefSeq, a predicted model, not a curated record